CACAAUUUUUACAGAUAUGCCACUGAAGUGGUGCAGCCUUCCUGUGCUUUUUGCUGUUGUAGCUGGCUUGGUUGUGAUGGAGCAGACCACAAGAGAAACAUUGGAGGGUCCCUGUCUGUUUCAACUCAAGACCUCAAGACUUCUCAAGAAGCCACCUCUCAGCUGUCAGAAGUGUCCACUUCUAUGAAUCUUCAAACAAUGAAUGAUGUCAACCAGGACUCUUCUCCCACGUAUGGAACGACACAUUGGACAACUGAAACAGGUAGAACUGAAACAGAGGCGUCUGAAACCACAUUGACAUCAACUGUAAUCACUAACACUUCAGAGCUUGGUGGGUAUGUCCAUCCAGAUGUCAAGGUGAAAACCACAACUGAGUCAUCCAGCACUUUGACUUCUACAAAGAAGCUACCAACAAGCCCCUAUCCAGUGACCACAGCUCCACCAGUUGUGACUACUACAAUAAAAGCUAAUGAAUCAAUUCCCUUAAAACCAACCGUUCCCUUUAUUAGCAAAAUUGUCAAGACAACCACCAGAAGUAAUAACAGGCUUACAACUGCUCAGGCUACACGCAAAAAAAUUAGCCUUGUUGCUCAGUGCCUCAUAGCAAUUGCUAUUCUAGCAGGAGUCUGCACUGUCUUUGUCAUAUGUACUGUUGUCUUGUGUACCAAGCUCUCGAGUCAAAGACAGAACUAUAGAGUCAACCGGUCAAAUGGCACUGAGCUGAUCUGCAUUUCUGCUCUUUUGCCUGAGGAUGAAAGGAAGCUGAGGAGAAAAAUGAGGGCAAAACGGCUUCGAGAUCUCAAAGAGACCACAAUUGGCCAGAACAGUGACAGCGAUGAGGAUGACCUUACCCUCCAUAGCUUUGUGACUGAACACUAGACUGUUCCAUUAAGCUUUGGACUCAAGCCUCUCUUUCCGCUCUCCAAAUAACCAAGUAAUAACCUUUGGAUCAAUUGUAAACUGAUGAACUGAGUCUCUUGUUUUGGUUAAUGAGAAAGUGUCUCUGAGGAUGUUCCAUGGUUGACGACUGCAAAGUGUUGAUGAACUCAUGGUUUGCUCUUCACUGCAUAUUUAAACCCUUCAGAUCUACAGAGAUUCCUCUGUUGUUUGUUAAGCUUUAGCCAUAAACUGAGUCCUGAUUCCAGCCAUUGAUGCCUAUAAACAGUGUUGUGCUUAUGUCGCUACACAAAAAAAGACAUAUUUUUAAGACUUUGUAUUUACACUUCUUAUUAAAAAAGAAAUGUAAACAUGCUUUAUACGCUACCCUUUGAAGGGCAAGCUAGUUAGAUAUUGAAUAAUUCUAAGGUCACAAAACAAAGUGGUAUGAUUGGGAAAAAGGUGCUAACAUCUGCUUGAAGGAACCUGCCAAACGUAAGAGCUAACAUCAGAAGCUUGAUGUGUUUCUGUUGCAAAAUUGUAUAAUCAGGUGAUCCACAAUGUUCAUUCUUAGCACCACAGCUCAGAGCAGCAUUUAGCAAAUUGGUGUUACGUUACUAAAUGACACUAUGCCAUUAAUUUCCUAGUGGCUUUUAGAAUUAAGAAGGCUUUUUUUGUAAGAUGAAAAGAGGAGAACUCUAUCUGUAAAGGCUCUGGUGAAGGGCCAUUGAAUUAAAUUAAUUACCAAGAGUAAUCAAAGAAUGAAGCAGAUGGUUUAUUUUCUGCUAAAGGAUGUAGUUGAAGGAAGUAAUUCAUGCAAAGCAAGAACAUGUUAUUCAGAAUAAGAUAUGGAGACAAGAGUUAGAAUAAGGGUUACAAUUAGUUUUGGAUUGCACUAAUGAAGAGCUGGCACAUAGUGGAAUAAAUCACCUCCUUCUACAGCUCAACGAACAAACAGUUUUAGACUGCCUUGUAGUUAUUGAGGACCAUCAGGAAAGGAAUGUAGUAGUUGCCUUCUUCUCCAGAAGAAUAAUCAUCUUUAGAGAGCUUUGCCCCGAUGUGCCAUCCUGCCAAUCGGUACCCUCUAAUACUGGCACCAGCAGAGUUUGAGGGCUCUGUGAGAUAACGUUACAUUGGUAUUGACUGAGCAGGUACAAGCUUCAGAAAGCUCUUGUAAAGAGCCAGCGCAGGUAAGGCAGACCAAAUGGCCUCCCUUCAGCGCAGAUUAACUGAGAAGAUUAUUAUAGGAAUAAGAAGUAGGAGAAUUUCCUAUGUAAAAAGGAGCCUGCAGCAACAUGCAGGAAGUGGGUGUGUCACUGGAUGUACCUGAUUUCAAAGUGGGGCUUUUAGCAUUUUUCCAUAAUACCUACCCAGGUAAAGAGGAAGCUGAUGAUCAAACUCAUCCUCUGUUCCUGUAAAGAAUACAGUUAAAAGCGAAGGUUUCUAUGAACUGCAAUGUGUCAUCUGACAUCACUUUGGAGCAGAGAGGGUUAUAGUAGUUUUAUAAAUUUUGACUGCACAGGGAAAGGUUAUGUUUUUCUUUAGCUACUUAUCAGUAAAUGUAAGACAGUGCACAAACUGGAAUUCUCAGCCAUUUCUAAAUAAACUCAACCUU
Messenger RNA from Stegostoma tigrinum, 2491 nucleotides. It is a transcript of the gene selplg, whose product is annotated as selectin P ligand. Lineage: Eukaryota; Metazoa; Chordata; Chondrichthyes; Orectolobiformes; Stegostomatidae. The coding region runs from base 184 to 879 and encodes 231 amino acids. Gene Ontology annotation, biological process: hemopoiesis; leukocyte tethering or rolling. The transcript has 3 exons. Gene Ontology annotation, cellular component: plasma membrane. The record is from RefSeq and is a predicted model, not a curated record.